Messenger RNA from Onychostoma macrolepis, 5953 nucleotides. It is a transcript of the gene slc47a1, whose product is annotated as solute carrier family 47 member 1. Gene Ontology annotation, biological process: xenobiotic detoxification by transmembrane export across the plasma membrane. Gene Ontology annotation, molecular function: antiporter activity; xenobiotic transmembrane transporter activity. Bases 672 to 2594 code for a protein of 640 amino acids. Lineage: Eukaryota; Metazoa; Chordata; Actinopteri; Cypriniformes; Cyprinidae. The record is from RefSeq and is a predicted model, not a curated record. Gene Ontology annotation, cellular component: membrane. The transcript has 17 exons.
GGUAAUGUGCCAGUAUAUUACAAAUAGUGAUAUUUAGGUGGUCUGAAUGAUUUGGGUCAGUUUGCCAAACAUUAAAACAUUAUUCUCUUUGCACAGGAGCUAAACAAACACUUUCUAACACACAUUAUCCUUGUGGGAUGCAAACCUAAACAGUCUAGACGUGGUUUAGCAAGUAUAUACUUUACUUAACUCCAAAUUUACAGGUUAAAGGCCUCUUUAGGGAUCAUCUGUCCCAAAGUAAAGCUUUUCCUGCUCAUUAUGCUGCAUUAAGAAAAUUGACAACUUAGAAAGCAAUGCUCUAGCAUGUUAUUUACAAUCUGUUAUUUACACAGGCAUUCCUGAUAAGAUUACCGCUGCGUUUAAGAAGUAUGAAAGGCUAACCCGCCCCUUACAGCCCCCCUCAGAGCUGCUGUACUCCAUACAGGGAAUUAUAAAGAGCUUGCUUGUGACCUGCCUCUCUUGGACUCCCUCUGUGUCUAAAGGCAGCAGGUUACUUAAUCGGUGUCUCAGCACUAUUUGAUUUGAUUGUUUCUGCCUCCAUGGACUGAUAACAACAUUUUUGGAAAAAUCACUGCUGCAGAGAGGGUCUCAUUCCUAUAUUGCUCCUAUUAUUUUCUCUGUCCCGCUCUCUCUUCAUCCUUUUCUCUUAUUUUCUUGCACUCAACGGCUGAAUGGAUAAAGCUGGGAUGCCUGAGACCUGCAGGCCCCUGGCAAGCCAUGAACAAAUCACCGAGGCAACAGCACCUAGUUCUAAACUCUUCCGCUGCAGCUGUUUGCGUCGCUGGGUUCCCCUGGCCUACAGAGAGGAGCUCUACCACGUCCUGCGCCUGUCCGGGCCCCUGCUCAUCUCCAGGAUCCUAAACUUCCUACUGCCAUUCGUCAUCACGAUAUUCUGCGGUCACCUAGGAAAUGCUGAAUUGGCUGGAUAUGCCUUGGCUUCUGCGACUGUUAAUGUGACCACAACAGCCACAGGAUGCGGUCUGGCCCUCGCAUGUGACACACUCGUCUCUCAGACAUUUGGCAGUAAGAACCUUAAGCGUGUGGGGGAGAUUCUCCAGAGAAGCAUUCUCAUCCUCUUACUCUUCUGCCUGCCAUGCUGGGCCAUACUCAUCAACGCUGAGUCAAUACUACUCUCCCUGAAGCAAGAGCCAGAGGUGGCCAGGAUUGCACAGCUGUAUGUUAUGGCUUUCCUUCCUGCUGUUCCUGCUAUGUUUCUGCACCAUCUUCAGGUGUCUUAUCUGCAAAACCAGGGCAUCAUCCUGCCACAGAUGUACACAGCAGUUGCUGCCAACGUUUUAAAUGUAGCAACAAACUACAUCCUUCUUCACUCAAUGAAACUGGGAGUGAUGGGCUCUGCUGCAGCUAACAGUAUUGCACAGAUCUCCAUCUGCCUCUUGCUGUUUGCUUAUAUACGCUGGAAAAAGCUGCAUAUGAACACAUGGGGUGGCUGGUCUACUGCAGCACUGCAGGAGUGGGGCUCUUACAUGAAACUGGCUAUUCCCAGCACUCUCAUGCUCUGUUUUGAGUGGUGGGUCUAUGAGAUCGGAGGUUUCCUUGCAGGAAUGCUGGGGGAGGUGGAUCUUGCCGCUCAACAUGUGUUGCUGGAGGUGGGGACAAUUACUUACAUGUUUCCAUUAGGUGUGCAUGCAGCCGCUUGUGUGCGUGUGGGAAAUGCACUGGGAGCUGGAGACACUAACAGGGCCCUGAUCACUAGUAAAGUGACUCUCUUGAUCUCAGGAGUUUUGGCUGUUAUGCAGGGAAUCGUGAUUGGUUCCUCGAAGUCAGUAGUGGGAUACAUCUUCACUUCUGAUGAGAGCAUAGUGAAAAUUGUCUCGGAAAUUCUCACCCUGUACGUUUUCCUGCAGUUUUUUGAUGCUCUCGUGUGUGUGUGUUCAGGGAUUCUUCUGGGUGCUGGGAAGCAGAAGAUAGCAGCACUGUCCAACUUGAUCUGUUACUACUGCAUUGGGUUACCAGUAGGAAUAUCACUGAUGUUUCUGGCUCAGCUCAGGAUACUUGGUCUGUGGCUUGGCCUCUUGAUUUGUGUCAUUAUUCAGACCUGUUUCUUCACCACUCUCAUCUUCAAGCUCAACUGGAAGAAAGUAACAGAGCGGGCUCAGAAACGUGCAGGCAAACAUGCAAAGGUAGUGUGUGUUCAAAAGGCACCAUCGAUUGGACAGUCAGUCCUUGAUACGCUGGUUUCUGAAGGGCAGGACAACGAUGAGCAAACACCUGAUACUGGAGCUUCAGCAAAUAUCCCUGAACCUUGGGAAGACAUAACUGGAAACAAAUCCCAGCUAACAAGUAAUAGACCUGAAGUGGCUGGCUAUGUCCAAGUUAGCACCCAAGAGCAGAGUAAACUAGUGAUGGUGAGUGAAUAUGGAGAAACCCAACCUAAAGCCUUGCUCUCUACGAACCAGCUUGUGCUCAGACGGGGACUUACGCUGUUGACCACUGUCCUGAUCCUGAUAGCUGGAGUCGCUGUGCACAUAGCUUGUCCUCUUCCAGAGCCUUUAAGUCCUCAUCAAAGCAAUCUAACAAUGGAUUCAAGAAAUUUUUCCACUUCUAACAUAUCCCUCAACACCACGUUGAGCUAACUCUAACUUGAUCCAUCUUAACAAGGUCUCAUUUCAAUAAAUUUGGGACCACGAGUGGGUCAAUCAGCCAAUACCACCAAAAUUAUAUUUGUCAGUGUUAUUUAAGAGAGAAAAAAAUGCAUCUCUGCCAGCUUUUCCAUCCAACCACAAAUAACAGUUGGAGGCUUACAAAAGAGUAUUUCUCUCAACGUACAUUAUGCAGUACUAUGGACUUCUACAAAUUUGGUACACACUCCAAACCCAGCUGCGUAGGUCAAAAUACAGCUGAGUGAGACUACUGAGUAGCACUUAUGUGCAGCAUAUUUCACUUCUUAGCAAACCAAAUUAAAAUUUUAUGCAUUAUUUUUAUAUAUCUGGUUAUAUGAAGCCAUUUAUAAGGUUGUAGUUUUCCUUGUAAAUGUAUUUAUCAUAACGAAGUAAAGCAUAAUAUUAUAUACUACUGAAACCUUUUUAUUUUUUUAUUUUUUUUAUUAUUAAAAAUUUUAAUAAGACAGAGUGCAAAAAAAUAUGCAUGCUUGUCACGUCAUAUCCAAACAUGGAGAAAAAUAGCUCCAGUGGUUGAAUAAUAUACACACACACACACACACACACAUUUGUUUUUGUGAAAAGUGGGGACAUCCCAUAGGCGUAAUAGUUUUUAUACUGUACAAACUGUAUGUGCUAUUGCCCUACACCAACCCUACACCUAACCCUACCCCUUACAGAAAACUGUGCUAUUUUAAAGUGUUUUGAAAAGCGGGGACAUGGGGUAACAUCCUGAAAAGUCACCUUCUCCUUGUAAUACCUAUGUCAUACCCUUGUCAUUAUACAGAUUUAUGUCCUCAUUUGUUACAAAAAUGUGCGCACACACACACACAUGCGUUUUUGUGACAAACGAGGACAUAAACUCUGCAGGACACAGGCCCUCCAGGAUCAAGUUUGGUGACCCCUGCUAAUUGGUGGAUAUUUGCCUGGUAAUUUGUUUUAGUAAGCAUAAUAUAAAGCACUAUAAUUACUGUAGUUUAGCUAGGAAGCUAGAAAUCGUUUUCUUAUUGUCGUAACUCAAGGACUCCAUGUAGCAUAACACACUAUAAUAAAAUAAUAUGGAUAUUUUGGCAGAAGGAUGAAGUAACAUUAAUUGUGCUCAUGUAACAGGGUCAAAAAGAACAUUUAAUGGUGGCUGUUAAUGGUAUUGCAGAUGUAGUAUUUUGUCCCUCUUCUCUUUCAGUACCGCGGUAGAUUUGAGUGUCACUGUUGUGGGUAUGUACGAUUUUGCACGCUCUAACGCCCGGGAGGGGCCAUCUUUGUUCACUUAGUUUUGUCAUGGCCACGAGAUAUUAAGUCGUGGAACGUGAUAAUAAGUCGUGGGAACGUGAUAUUAUGUCGUGGCCACGAGGUCAUUUUGUUGAGGUAAGGGCAUCCUUAUGUCGUGGCCUCGAAAUGCUAUGUUGAGGGAACGACAUAUUUUUCUCGUAGCCACGAGUUUAAUGCGUAAUAAACACACCUACGUGACCAUAGCAACCCGGGAUUAUCAGAGAUCAGGCCCGGAUUAACACAGGGUAGUGCCCUAGGGUGACCACAUUUGAAGACAUGAGACGUGCGGAUCCAUAUGCAGACUUUUAUUGACAAGAGACGUGGUCAUAACAGGCAGGGUCAAACAGUGGCAAACAGGUAUAACAUGGGCGAGACAAAGAGUAAACCGAGACAAGCGUGGGUCGACGAUCGGCGAACAGCAUCAAAGGGGCUAGACAGGAGAGGUAGUCCAAAACGUAAGCAAUAGUCCAGGCAGGGGAAAACACAAUCCGACAAAGGCAAGGCGAGGCGAGGCAAGGCAAGGCAAGACUAGGGAAACUAACUGGGCUCUGUAGGGCAGCGAUAAAUGCAUACAAUACUCGGCACUGACGGAAGGAAAGUCCAGGGUUAAAAUAAGGCAUGUGAUCAGUGUGUGUGUAGGAUCAGGUGUGCGUGUGAUUAGUGCAAUGAGUGACUGGUGACAGCUGUGAUCAGUAAUGGAUGAUGGGAAUUGGAGUCCAUUGUGAUGUGUGGUGUGAAAGUCAAUAUGAUGGCAGGGCGACCUCUUGUGGCAAUCAGACAGAAGAGCAGGCCCAGGACUCGUAACAGUUUUAAAUAUAAAAUUUUGAAUAUAGAACUAUUGUUUGAUUGAAAUGAUUUAAAUAACCGAAAGGACACUUUAAACAUAAAAAUAAAACUGCCAGUAGAUGGCGGCAAGUCACUGAUUUUUUUCACUGAAUCAUUCAUUCAACUGAUUCGUUUGAACAGGUGAUUCAUUCAGGAAUGAAGCAAGUGACUGUCUUUAUGAGUAGGUAAUUGAAUCACUGACUCACUAGACUGAUUUAAAAACGCAGGUUCAUUCAUAAAUGAAACACCGCUGUGUUUGAAUGAUGCACAGAGGCUCAGCGGUUCCUUGACUAAAUAGAGCAAAAUCAGGCAAUAUUGUUAAAAGUCAUACAAUGUACAUCACUUUACAUAACUUAUUGUUUAUUGAGCUGUUGUAUUAAUUUAAUAUCACAUUUACAAACUCCUUUAAUAAUAUUUAAAAGCUGUUACUCACUUCAGUUCAUCGCAAUCUCACGAAACUCCAUUAUAAUCAAUGAAGCGCUCUACACUGCACAACGAAUCUCUUAUUUACAGCGUCUACACUUUGUAUGUUAUAAUGGGAGGAUUUGUGAGCUUGCAUAACUCAGCAAUGAACAAAAGUAUUUUGAGCAGUGGGUGGAUUCUGAUUAACAUUGCAUUCAAGGAAUCAUGUCUGCGAUACAUUACUCAACGCUGCACAAACACGCAAGUAGAAAUCUUUGAAGCUCCUCUCAGCGAAAACACAAAUAGCCUGUGCUGAUCGGGUUAGUCAUACAGGUGCUCCUAAAUAUUUUUUGAUCGUCGCACACAGUAGCUACUUUUCAGUCGCGCUGUAUAGCCCUGGCAGUGUGUCGUGAUAUUUUCUCUCUUUUAAAAAAAAAAAAAAAAAUGUACGUUUCGCACAACCGCCAAAUUGAUGCUGCCUAUCCAUUUGAGAAUAAAUAUGCUCGACUCUGACUGGGGGGGAGGGGGCAAAUACACUGUGACCUGACCCAAUCGCAAUUCUUUAUAUGCGUGCAUAUAUUUGAUAUUCUCUCUGUAUAUUGUAUCAUUAACUGUUCAUUUUCUAUGCAUCUGUAUCUCUUCCAGCAAAAUAAUAUAUACAAAACAUGAAAAAAUAUUUUAAAGGUCUUGUCAUUAUCGUAAUCACUUGGUGCCCCCCUAUUGGCUGGUGCCCCAGGGCACUCGCCCAAUCCCGUCUAUGGAUAAUCCGGCCCAGUCAGAGAUGGAUAAAACCCCUGCUGAAAAAAACAAUAGAACCCUGCCCAAAACACAAUAGAAAA